Molecule: messenger RNA, 1527 nt
Organism: Cucurbita maxima (winter squash)
Lineage: Eukaryota; Viridiplantae; Streptophyta; Magnoliopsida; Cucurbitales; Cucurbitaceae
Product: ninja-family protein AFP1
Exons: 2
Coding region: 304-1398 (364 amino acids)
Biological process (GO): signal transduction; negative regulation of DNA-templated transcription; response to abscisic acid
Cellular component (GO): nucleus
Source: RefSeq, a predicted model, not a curated record
UCUCUGUUCAACUUUGUCGGAGUUCUUUUACAAUACUGUUCAUUUGAUUUUUCCCCAAUUUUUUCUUUGAGGAACAAUUUCUUGGAGAUUGAAAAGCGUUUACUUCUUUCCCCUGUUUUUAAUCUUUAUUUUACGUGGGAAUGUGAUCUGAGAUUAUAUUUUGAUGUGUUCUAUGUGUUCUUGAGUAUUUUUGUUGACCCAUUUGUUUUUUGUUCAUCAUCCUGCUCUGUUAUUGAUGGGUUUUGCUGGAGGAGACCGCGAUGGGUCAUAAACAUUUUGAUUUCCUCUGUUUUAAAGUGAAAAAUGGGCGAAGCAAACGAAGCAGGAAGUAGAGGAUUGGAGAGGGUUCCUCUGCAAAUCGAGAAGUACCCAACAGAUCUGUUGCAGAGAUUUUUGUGUAGCGAUUCACGUGAUGCUAAACUUGGGGUUUUUAAUGAAGAAGAUGAAGAAGCAGGGGAGAUUGAGCUCAAUCUUGGGCUUUCACUUGGGGGUCGAUUUGGGGUUGAUAACAAUUCCAAGCUUAUUCGGUCGUCGUCGGUUGUCGGGACGAUACCGCUUUUGAGAGACGACGAGGGCUCUAUUCCGGCGGCGGUGUCUUACCCGGCGCUGAUUCGGACGUCGUCUCUUCCGCCGGAGACGGAGGAGGAGUGGAGGAAGAGAAAGGCGUUGCAGACAUUGAGGCGAAUGGAGGCGAAGAGGAGGCGGUUUGAGAAACAGAGGAGUAAGGAUGGUAUUGGGAUUGAAGAAGAGAGGCGAGGAAUUGAUGGUCUUACUGUAUUGAAUUUGCGAGAGAAAAGGCCUUGUGCCGGUGUGUCGACGGUGGUGCCACCGUUUGGGUUGCCUACAUGGGCUGCAGCCGCCCGUCAUGUUGGCGGAACUUUGGAGGGUGGUGGUGGCGGUGGCGGUGGCUUACCGGUUGUCCGACAGCCAGCAUCUCAGUGUUCCGCAGAAUCGCAGGGCGGAAGCUCGUCGGGAAUGUCGGAAUUGGACAGCAAACACAUCCAAGGAACAAGCAAUUACGGUGAAGCGAGAAGCUCGUCGCAAGAACGAGGCAAUCCAGAGGCUGCAGGUUCCAUAGGAUCGAAUAAGGCGUGUGAGAACCCAUCGGGCAGUUCGAAAGCAGAAACAAGAAACCCGAGCGAGAACCGGGGAAGGGAAACGGGAACGACGUCGAUGGAAGACAUGCCAUGUGUGUUCACAAUAGGGGAUGGGCCUGGUGGGAGAAGGGUGGAAGGGAUACUUUACAAGUAUGGGAAAGGGGAGGAAGUGAGGAUAAUGUGUGUAUGCCAUGGGAAGUUUCUGUCACCAGCGGAGUUUGUGAAGCAUGCUGGUGGGAAGAAUGUGGCUCAUCCGCUAAGACACAUAGUUGUCAAUCCCAAUUCUGGCCCUUCUUUGUGAACCCCAUCAAAUAGGAAACUUGGAGAUAUCCUUUGUUAUUAUUAUUAUUAUUUUAAGUUUCUUACCUUGUAGAGUGAGUUAUGUCUGGAAAGAGAUUUUAAAAACAGAGAUUUUAUUGAUCUUAUUUUC